Drosophila teissieri is the source of this 1280-nucleotide messenger RNA. Its product is annotated as casein kinase I. Bases 94 to 1128 code for a protein of 344 amino acids. The transcript has a single exon. NCBI's taxonomy places the organism in Eukaryota, Metazoa, Arthropoda, Insecta, Diptera, Drosophilidae. The record is from RefSeq and is a predicted model, not a curated record. Gene Ontology annotation, molecular function: protein serine/threonine kinase activity; ATP binding. Gene Ontology annotation, cellular component: cytoplasm; nucleus. Gene Ontology annotation, biological process: peptidyl-serine phosphorylation; endocytosis; signal transduction.
CUACUAGAUCAGUCACAGUACUCUUCGAUGUGCUCAUACCUUACUUACCUUUAGGAGUUAUAUUUUGAUUGAAUUGGACAAGAAGCCAAGACCAUGGAACGAUUGCGCUCCUCGCAAAGCCGCGAAGUGCGAAUCGGCAACUACAAGGUGGUGCGCAAGAUCGGCUGCGGAUCCUUUGGCGACAUCUACCUGGGCAUCUACAUCCACAGCGGCGAGCGGGUGGCCAUCAAGGUGGAGAGCAGCAAGGUGCGCCAUCCGCAGCUGAACUACGAGAGGCGCAUCUACCGCGCCCUGCGGCCCGCACCCGGACUGCCGCGGAUUCGGUACUUCCACAAGGAGCAGCACUACCAGGCGAUGGUGAUGGACCUGCUCGGUCCGUCGCUGGAGAGGCUCUUCCAGUUCUGCGAGCGCGCCUUCACCAUCAAGACCGUGCUGCUGCUGGCCGAGCAGAUGCUGCGCCGGGUGGAGUACGUCCAUAACCGGGGCUUCCUGCACCGCGACAUCAAGCCGGACAACUUCCUGAUGGGCCUGGGCACCAUGUCCAAGCAGGUGUACCUCAUCGACUUCGGGCUGUCCAAGAAGUUCCUGGACAUAACCACCGGUGUGCAUAUACCGUAUCGCGAGGAGCGCUCGCUCACGGGCACCGCCCGCUACGCCUCCAUUGGCGCCCAUGCGGGCGUCGAGUCCGCCCGGAGGGAUGACAUGGUGGCCGUGGGCUAUGUGCUCAUGUACUUCAAUCGGGGCUCGCUGCCGUGGCAGGACUUGAAGGCGUCCACCAAGCAGCAGAAGUACGAGCGCAUACACGAGAAGAAGAUCUCGGUGAGCAUCGAGGUCCUUUGCGAGGGCUUUCCCUGCGAGUUCACCAUGUACCUUAACUACUGCCGCGGCAUGGGAUUCUACGACCAGCCCGACUACGACUUCUUCUGCCGCAUGUUCAGGAUGCUGCGGAAUGGACUCAACCUGCGGCCGGGGCUCAUCUACGACUGGGACAUGCUGAUGAUGAAGUUCCACAACACGCAGAAGAAUCCUGGCAUCGGAAUGCGCGUGUUUCCGCCCAAACAGAAGGAGGACGACGGCGUCAGCGGCGAGCCGAUCAUCAAGGAUGAGAAGUGCAACUUCUGGCCGUGAAAAACCGUAGCUUCAAAUUGUGUGAAAUGUAUAAAUUGAUAGUUGCAGCAAAUUGAUUAGUGCUUAGCCUGAAACGAGCAUUACAGGCAUAUGCUCGCUUAAAUAACACAUUUUCAAAUUGCACGUGUGAAUAAUGAAUUGCAGAAGUAUAA